CCAGGGGGGAGUAGAAAUACUCCUGGUCGCUUCAUGCUACUGAAACCGGGAUAAGCUCCGGCCUUAUGAGCCGCUUGGCUCGCAUGGAAAUAUUUCUUCCUCCCACUCCACGAAAAGAAAGCAAAAAAAUUAGAGAAACAAAAAAGGAAAAUUCGCUCUUGUCCUCUGUUUCGAAAUUUAAGAACAUCCUUCUCUUUGUCAUGCAAAACAAAAGCGAGAAAAUUUUGCCUACAUCAAGUAAAGGAAAAAUAACAAUGCCUUCAAAUGUGGGUAUUUUUCACGAUUUUUAUUCGGCAAGAAAGUUUAUUUAUUAGCCUCUACAUGUAGUAACACACGUUUCGCUUCGAAUUGCUGCAUGAAUUCGCGAUAUUUUCCAAAAAAACAAUUUGUCAUGUCAAUAAGCGGAUAUUGGUUACUGUAGGGUUGAAUGGAAAAUUUCUUUAAGUCGCACGCAUUUUCGAUCCUUGGCAGGUGUUUUUUAAGUAGCUAUAUUUGUUGUGAAAAAUGCUUUUCAAAACACUCGAGUUUAUCUUCUCUUAUUCGACUAUUAAAGAUUUAAAACAAAAAUCUCGUAUAAGCUGGUAUACCUUUUUAUUUCCCACGUUAAAUUCGAUUGCGGAAAUUUUUAGCAAUCGUAUUUUCAUUUUCGUGUUUCUUAUUGGUAUAAAUUAACGCAGACUAUAAUUGAUCACGUUUCUCUCUUGCGGCAAAGAAAAGAUUAUAAUCUUGCGACAGAUGUCAGCCUGCCUAUCGCCAAGGAUGUUUUGCUUUCAAUAUGCAAAUAUUCGCCUACCACUGUCGAGAACACAAACAAAAGGAGACGGUACAGAGAGAGUUCGCUCACAAGCGUGAUCCUUGACCAGAGAAGCGCACGACAAAAAUCAAAGAUUUCUUCGCUAGUUUUACGGUUCAAAAGUGACGGUUUUUUUUUUUUAGCGAGAAACAGAAAUGGAUGACGAACAUCUGCAACUCGCCAAACGACACUCUUUUCCAUAUAUGCAAGUGUACACAUGGAAUAUGUUGAAGUCUAGAUCCCCAAAUGAAGUGGAAAUCCAAAGCCCUAAAGCGGAUCCUAAGCCCGUUAUUAACUCCGACGGGACCAGCGAAGAGAGAGAAGCUCGCUUAGAAGCCGCCAUAUUGUGGAUACGAAAGGAAUUGUCUGACAUGCGACACCAAGACAAGUACUUAACACGGCAGUUCAUUCAACUGAGAGCAACGAUCCAACGAAUUAAAAGCGAGAACAGCUUACUCGAGGGCAUGGAAGGCAGUACAGACCGAAUGAAAGAGCCUUCCUUCCGACACUCGAUUCCAGGACCUACUAUUCGCCCUACGUUUGGUAGAAGUAUAUCAUACAUGUAACAAAGAACUCAUUUGUUCGCCUCGACUCCCUUUGUCGAGCAAAGCUAUGUGAUGUUUAAAUGAACUAUAAAAAUUGCUAACUUAGUAAAAUUCCGCGGUGCAACAAAGAAAUAACCUUGCAUCAGAUUAAAACAUUAGUUUACAAUUUAUCCAGCUUCCUAGACCUUCCAAACUUUCGAUGUCUCCAUCUUGAGUUAGACACGAACGCGUCAAAAAAGACACUACGAACAUUUUACGAAAGAAAACGAUGUGCUUAGUUCGGUUACGAGCAAUGCCCGAACGGUUACGCGCACGCUGCGCAAGGUAACGAACACGAUGUGAGCGAGUACGACCAUUGUGCGAACUGUUACGAACAUUGUACGAACUGAGUGGUCACGGAAGUUGUGGA
Orbicella faveolata is the source of this 1747-nucleotide messenger RNA. RefSeq lists its product as uncharacterized. NCBI's taxonomy places the organism in Eukaryota, Metazoa, Cnidaria, Anthozoa, Scleractinia, Merulinidae. The record is from RefSeq and is a predicted model, not a curated record.